Messenger RNA from Glycine soja, 1447 nucleotides. Its product is annotated as peroxisome biogenesis protein 22-like. NCBI's taxonomy places the organism in Eukaryota, Viridiplantae, Streptophyta, Magnoliopsida, Fabales, Fabaceae. The transcript is spliced from 8 exons. Gene Ontology annotation, biological process: peroxisome organization. The coding region runs from base 248 to 1084 and encodes 278 amino acids. The record is from RefSeq and is a predicted model, not a curated record.
ACACCACGAAAUUUGGUAAAUUGACCAAACCCAAAACAUCGUAAGUUAAAUUGCAUUUUUAGAGCAAAUCUGUAAGCUCUGACGGCAGCUUAUAGAGGUCGUUGACGGCAAAGAGAGACACAAAUGUAUUCUGUUUGAGUUUGAAACAUUGAUUCGUUGUUUCCUCUGCAAAAUUAAAUCCUCAUUGUGAUUGUUGAUGAACAAUUGAAGUGUCUCUCCGAUUUGAGGAUUCCGGCGACAGCAAGCGAUGACCACCGGCGGCGACGGUGACACCUCCAAACAAGAGCUCUUCCACCUUAUCAAACGCUUCGGAGCUUGCGUCACUUUCAAGAUCUCCAAUCUGUUCUCUCUCUCUCUCCACGGCCUCGAUAUACGCUCUAUCGGGGCAGUUGCUGGUCUUGCUGUUGCAAUUGUUUUCACAUGGAGGCUGUUGAGAUCUCCUUCUGGGUCUCAACGGAGGCAACAAAAACGGCAAGGUCCUUCAUCUAGUAAUCUUGGAGUCACUACACAUUCAAAUGUGUCAGAUGUUCCUUCGGAUGCUUGUUCACCCUCAGAUGAUUCAAGGGCGCAAAAUGUUGUUGAUGAGUUCUUUCAGCCAGUGAAGCCAACCUUGGGGCAGAUAGUUAGGCAGAAGUUGAGUGAAGGAAGAAAGGUAACUUGUCGCCUUCUUGGAGUGAUCCUUGAGGAAAGUAGUCCAGAGGAGCUGCAGAAACAAGCUACUGUGAGGUCCUCUGUGCUAGAAGUAUUAUUGGAAGUAACAAAAUUUUGUGAUUUAUAUCUCAUGGAACGAGUUCUGGAUGAUGAAAGCGAGAAGAGAGUUCUUGUAGCAUUGGAAGAAGCAGGGGUAUUCACUUCAGGUCGUCUGGUCAAGGACAAGGUUCUGUUCUGCAGCACAGAGAAUGGACGGUCAUCGUUUGUUCGGCAAUUGGAACCUGAUUGGCAUAUUGAUUCAAAUCCUGAAAUUGUCACUCAGUUAGCUAGGUUUAUCAAGUAUCAACUUCAUGUAUCUCCUUAUAAAACCGAAAGAACUGCUGCAAAUGUGUUCAGUGCUCCAUCUCUGGAACAGUUCUUUGGAUCCAUAUGAAACUAAAACCACUACAAAUCAGAUGUUAUUCAUAAAUGUCUCCAAGUUUGUUUCUAUGUUCAUCUCGAUUUCCACAUUCACCAUAAGUUUUUUUCCAGUUUUACUAGAUGUAUGAGAACAAGGUUAGAUUUUUCUUAAAGAUUUAAGGUUCUCUCACUCUAGGUAGGUGAAAGACCAUAUGUGUAUGUUGAUGCUUUGAAGAAGUUUUACUAUUUUCUUUUUUCUUCUUUGUUUUGAAAUUUGUGCAUUACAUUGUAUCCCAUCCAGACAUUUUAGACUGGCAAAGUGACAAUUUUAUUAGAUAUUUGAUCAAGUUUCAUUACGUUAUACCAUCAUGAAUAAUAUUAGUGACCAUCUUCCAAA